This is a messenger RNA of Cladocopium goreaui, 1488 nucleotides long. Lineage: Eukaryota; Dinophyceae; Suessiales; Symbiodiniaceae. The record is from the annotation of a GenBank genome assembly.
AUGGCUCCUCGUCCAGAAACCUUGACGUGCUGCCUGAGCCAAGCUGGCAUUGCCUCUGCACCUUUGAAAGCGAAUGAAGUGGAGCGAGUUAAAUCCGAACUUCGGCAGCGCGCAAAGGCUUCAAGCAGAGCGGCAGACAGUGUAAGUGUUGAUGAAGUGCUGCAUGUGCUGCGCCCAUUGGUCGAAUUGCUGAAACAAACGGCUCCAGAUUUCACUUCAGCACAGGUUUCUUCCAGGCAAAGUUUCUGGCGCAAUGCCGCAGAGGUCACCCUGGGACGUGCUGAGGGAGCUGCAAUUUUCAAGCGUUUAUUAAAGGAUCCCGGUGUCAUCGCAGCGGUUGAUGAACGGCUUUGCCUGGAGCUAGCGCCAGCUGCCGGUGAAGGAGCAAAACGGCGCAAGGUUGCAGAAGCGACGCCGGCACCAGAGGCAGCUUCUUCGACCCACAAGGGAAUCAUGCAACGACAUGCAACCCAGAUGGAGGCCCUGCGACGACAAUGUGAUCAAGAUGAAAAAAUGCUCCUGGAAAAGCACCAAAAGGCCUUCGAAAUGAGGAGGUUAUCGUACAUUGAGAUGAUGGACACGGCUUUGGGGAAUCUCAAACUGGACCAGGAGAAACAAAUGCGUUGGCUCAAAGAUCAUUCACGAGCGAGAACGGAAGCUUUGCGAUCAAAACAGCUUGGCGACUUUUUCUCCCCGGUCCUUCAUGUCACUUUGGGUCGGGGGAAUGUCCAUGUCUGUCAGGGCUUCUACGAGUUGAGUCCCAUCCAUACCCGCGGCUGGCAGCCAGUGUACCGUAAAUACAAAUCAAGAUAUUUCCUCUAUCUGUCGAAGCAAUGUUGGUGGAUCAGCACUGAGUCGAACAUGCUGAUGCGACAGCCACGAGGUUUGUUGCAUAGUGGAGCUGUCCGUUUGAAUGAUUCACCUGCUCGACCUGAAAGAGCGACAAAUUGGAAAGUUGUUGGUUCAGGAAAGAAGUGGGAAUCAAUAGAUUUGAAGCUUGAUGAUUUGAAGGAGCCAAAAGCUGAGUUUGUAGUGGUCUCAAUGGCAGGCACUGAAUUGCUGCGAAAGUCUUUUCAACUUCAUGAGACAGUUGUCACCGUGAAGACAACACUCAGCAGGACUUUGAAGUCAAGUUGGAACAGACCAGCUGAUUUUAUCCGACUUUGUUUGGGAUCGCAAGCUCUCAGCAAUGCAAAAGAGCUGGGUCGUCUUACAAUUGGAGCUGGGACUCCCCUUCAGGCUGUUCUGAUACCCAUAAAUUGCAAGCACUGCAUGGUCUCACUGGAGAAGCAAUGGUAUCCAUGCUGUCGUUGCUCAAAUUGUCACCAAUACCUAUGCUUGGAGUGUGGGGCGAGAUGUAGGGAAUGUGACUACUGCAUGGCCAAUAUUUGCAAUGAAUGUGCCAUGGAUUGCGACCAUUUGUGCUGCAGAUGUUGUGCUGAAGAGUCCGAAUAUUCGGAAGAGGACGAUGGGGAGUUCUACUACUAG